Messenger RNA from Prunus armeniaca (apricot), 1383 nucleotides. NCBI's taxonomy places the organism in Eukaryota, Viridiplantae, Streptophyta, Magnoliopsida, Rosales, Rosaceae. The record is from the annotation of a GenBank genome assembly.
AUGGAGCAAAGCAGAGGCCUGAGAUUGAUACUUCUCCCACUGCCAUUUCAAGGCCAUAUAAACCCAAUGCUAGAACUGGGCAACCUUCUUCACUCCAAAGGCUUCUCCAUAACCAUCGUCCACACCAAGUUCAACUCUCUCAACCCUUCAAGCCACCCACACUUCACCUUCCACUCAAUCCCUGUCGACUUAUCUGAAUCUGAGGCCUCCGUAAAGGAAGCUGGCCGUCUUCUUUCUCUUAUAAAUGCUAAAUGUGUUGAGCCUUUCAGGGAAUGCUUGGUUACCUUGUUAUCCGAUGCAGAGGAGGACCCUGUUGCUUGCUUGAUCUCAGAUCCUCUCCUUCACUUCACUCGAUCAGUUGCAGAGAGCUUUGAGCUCCCAAGGAUUCUGUUAAGGACUGGGGGCGCCGCUUCCUUUGCUGUUUAUGCUGCUUUUCCACUUUUGAAGGAAAAGGGUUACCUCCCAAUACAAGAUUCUCGACUAGAAGAGCCAGUGACAGAGCUGUCACCUUUCAAAGUUAAAGACCUGCCCAGAAUGGACACUUGUGACCCUGAGAGUUUUUACCAACUGAUAACCAACAUGGCAAAUGAACCCAAGGCCUCAUCUGGACUCAUUUUCAACACUUUCGAAGACCUUGAACAACACGCACUUGCCACACUUCGCCAAGAUUCUUACCCCAAUAUUCCAAUUUUCCCAAUAGGCCCAUUUCACAAGUGUGACGCUGCACCCUCUUCUUCAACUGGGUUAUUAGAAGAAGACCAGAGUUGCAUUUCAUGGCUAAACACUCAAGCACCGAAAUCUGUUGUGUAUGUUAGCUUUGGGAGCAUUGCUGCAGUAAAAGAAGCUCAGUUUUUGGAGAUAGCUUGGGGACUAGCCAACAGCAACCACCCAUUCUUGUGGGUAGUUCGACCCGGAUUAGUCCAUGGAUCAGAACCAUUGCCUGAUGGGUUUCUUGAGAGUUUGAAUGGGAGGGGCCACAUUGUGAAAUGGGCUCCACAGAAACAAGUACUGGCUCAUCCAGCAGUUGGAGCCUUUUGGACUCACAAUGGUUGGAAUUCUACAUUGGAGAGUGUUUGUGAGGGGGUCCCUAUGAUUUGCAUGCCAUGUUUCAGUGAUCAAAUGGCCAAUGCAAGAUAUGUGAGCCAUGUUUGGAAGGUUGGGGUGCAGAUAGAGCAUGGCAUUGAGAGAGCUGAGAUUGAAAGAACCAUUAAUUUGUUAAUGGUGGAGAAGGAAGGGGAAGAGAUCAGAGACAGAGCAUUGAAGCUAAUGGAGAAGGCAAAUCUUUGCCUCAAAGAAGGUGGCUCUUCAUACCGAUCUUUGGAUGGCUUGGUUAAACAUAUCUUAUCAAUAAAAUCCUUUGCUUUUGGAAAGCAGAGUGAAUGA